Cylicocyclus nassatus is the source of this 5046-nucleotide messenger RNA. Lineage: Eukaryota; Metazoa; Nematoda; Chromadorea; Rhabditida; Strongylidae. The record is from the annotation of a GenBank genome assembly.
GAAUCUUUGUUCGCGUCAGAGUUCAUCUGAGUAUUUAUUAGCCUGUGCCACUCGCUCAUUGUACUCUGAUUCAAAUGGUUGUGUUUGUAUGUAUUGUUCGAUAAUCUCUGCUGAAUUUGCCCCAUAAUGCGAUCACUAUUUGAAUCAAGCUCAUCUACUAAUAAAACUAUAGCACAGUUAUGUGGACUUGUCAAGACGGAAACAAUCUCGCACGAAGGAAAUGAUGAUCCAGCUUGGGCUGAAAAUGUCAUAAAGACAUUAGCAAAACGACUAAAAAAGUCAAAAUGCCUUGAAGAAUUGGCCAAAGCAAUCGUCAAUGAGGAUAAGUUCACGGACUGUGUUGCAAUUCCUGCAGAGCAAGAUAAAAAGAAAACUCAUAAGAAAGCUCGACCUCAUAUUCUUUACAUAAAGAUGUGGCGAUUUCCAUGGCUAAAAUCUCACCAUGAGCUGAAAGCCGUGGACAAUUGUCGUUAUCCAUUUGCAAAGAAAGCAGAGCUUAUCUGCAUUAAUCCGUUCCAUUAUGAGCCAAUUCAUGCCAAAGCUCCGCCUCUUCCACCAGUAGUGGUCAACAAAGUUGCUGGGUACUAUCAGGUCACUCCUGGCGCCAUUGCUGCUCUGACAAAUCAUGGUCUUGCUGCUCAACAUCUGGAGGAUCGAGCACCGAAUGCAACCAUCAGCGUGGAUGAAAUGCGUGGACACUAUCUUUCGGAAGAGAGCUCCCCUACCAGCAGUUACAUGGGAUCCCCAACCUCUACAUCCCCUGCACUCGGAUUUCCGGGCACAUCGUCGUCAGCUAUCCCAUCAGCUGCGAAAAUUGCUUCACGAAAUGAGAGAUUUAGCACUCAAAACUCAACAUCUCCUCCACCCAUUGGUUCGACCGCAGCAUCGUCACCGAUCAGUCCAAAUUCGUAUCUGAGCGAAGAUCGCGAUGAUGAACAUGAGUUGAUGGAUACGAGUGAUGACCAUAAUCACUCAUUGACUGCCAGCUAUUUGAGGCCAACAGGAGCGGACAUGGUACAAGAGCUGAUCGAAUACUGUGAGCCGGAAAGUUGGAUGUCCAUCACAUACUACGAAGAGGGCAAGAGAAUCGGCGAUCCAUUUAAUGUUAGGUCUCAUUAUCUACUAGUUGAUGGCUAUCCUUCACCGAGUUCAGAGGAGCGUUUUUGCCUUGGAUAUUUUGAUGUCGAAAAUCGACCGCUAACAGUUAUAGAUGCACGACGGCAGGUUGGCAGAGGGGCAAGGUUUUACUAUAUUGGAGGAGAGGUAUACUGCGAGUGUUUGUCUGAUGCAGCUGUUUUCGUCCAAUCUCCUAAUUGCAAUCAACGCCAUGGCUGGCAUCCUACCACUGUAUGCAAGAUUCCUCCCAACUGCAACUUGAAAAUAUUCAACAAUGCCGAAUUCGCGGCACAACUCGCUGAAUCUGUCGAGAAAGGUUACGAAGCUGUAUUUGCUCUUACUAGACUCUGUACAAUCCGUAUCUCCUUCGUAAAAGGCUGGGGAGCUGAUUAUAGGAGGCAAACGAUUGACGCAACUCCAUGCUGGAUCGAGGCUCAUCUGAAUGGACCAUUGCAAUGGAUUGACCGAGUAUUGCGCAGCAUGGGUGCACCGAUGGAGAACCCAUGUCCUGAGACACCACCAUCACACCGCUGUGAAAUGCCGAACACAUUACCUGGUGGUCUCCACCCAAGCAAUCGAAAUACAAUAGACUGGAACACAAAAGGUGCGAUUGUUUAUGGCUCUCACAACCUCCUUUUCAUCAUUGAUGCUUUCACUUGUAAACGUGUGCAAACCAUAGAUUUACAUAGCACAGCUAUUGAUCAUGUCUGUUGGUCACCUCCGUUCUCGAUCAUCGAACAGUCUCGCAUAGAGGAUUAUCGGAUCGCGUCAUCGGAUAUUGGUGGACAAAUUAUAAUUUCUGAGCCAAUUUCAGCAUCGAAGAGAUGCCAAUUUUCUCACGCGUCCACCAAUGUGCUCAGUAUGAAGUGGUUUGUAUGGAAGGACAUGAGCCGCGAUUUUCUUUUGUCACUCCAUUCUGGAGAUACUCUUAUUCUUUGGAACACAGAUAAUGGAGAGAAAAUCUGGUCUGUCUCAUAUAACGUCCCACUUUUUGAUCUAGCAAUCGAUCCUUUCGACCCGUGCCAUGCCUCAUUUUCCUCAUUAGGAUGCAAUAUUGCGUUAUGCUCUGAUAUCAGCUUCAAUAAUACUCCGUCUAGUACUUGCCGAACUGUUGUGAUAUGCGAGGAUCAGAUCAAAUCUGCCACAAGCAUACAAAACCUCGUAUAUCAUAAUGCUUAUCGCAAUACCCUCUUCGUUGUUACUCAAUCACAGGUGCAUUGCUUUCAUACCGAACUUUUUGCGGUGUUGUUUUCCAUGACUCACGAACCAAAUAUCAUUGCGUGGCUCUGCUGUUCUUCACGCGAUGCAAUAUUUUCCGUACAAGCUGGUGGGGCUGUGUCGCUAAGAGUUGGAAAAUAUUCAUCUAAUGAUGAACGAGCAGAUGCACAGUUUGCGCUAGAGAGGGUGGCAUUCGGUGAAAUCCAGCGUCAGGGAAACCAACAACGAGCCGUGGGUGCAUGUCUUUGUCCAGUCACUCAGAGCUCUGUAGCAGUGCUCUUCAACAGUGGAAGAAUAGUUUUGUGGCAGCUGAUAUCUGAUAAGUCUGCUGUCCUUGACUAUCGUCAAUCUUUCAUCGAGGAUUAUCUGGCGUUUGGAAGCGAUUUGGAGACCAACCCUAUAGGAGAACUGAGCAUCCAGCAAACUGGUUUUCUUGAUGCAUUGUCUUCCGGAGUAUCUUGUCUUCGAAUGCGACCGAUAGAUGGUCUCGGCAAGGAAACCGACGAGUCUUUAGACCUCGCUUCUUUCAAAUCAGCCCAUAUCUUGGCUGUUGGCUCACAUGCUGGUGUUCUUCACCUUGUUGACGUGUUUACAUGUGAUAUUGUCAAAGAAUUUGCUAUACAAAGCUCUCCCAUUAAAUGCCUGGAAUGGGGCGGCAACUACACAGUCCUUACCGCUGGAUAUAACCAUUCUCUCAGUACUGCUCAUGUGGUUAAAAAUGACAUAUACGCUAUUGACAUAAGGACAGGGGUAAAACGACGGAUCAGACCUGAAGCUGAUGAGUCGCCUGUCACUCUUCUUCGAGUAUCAUAUUAUCAAUGCUAUUUGGCCCUUGCUUUCCAACGUGAGCCACUCGAAAUUUGGGACUUGAAAGGCCUGCGUCUUUUACGGCGAAUGAGCAAGACCUGUCCUCUCAUUGUCGACAUGGCAUGGUCUUCUAAACACCGUGCGAUGAAUACAACAGAGGAUGGAGGGAUAAGCGUCUAUCGCGAGAAUCUCGUAGUUCUCGACUCAGAGACUCGCUUGUAUCACGUUGUGGUCAAGGGUCUCCACGUUAAAGAUGGAAAAGAAGUGAAUACUCAGUGGAAAAGUGGAGGUUGGUCAAUCAGAAAUAUGGCUUGGAAAGAUGAAAUGUUGGCAAUGGGUGACGCAGAAGGAAGGAUCAUAAUUUGGGAUCUUGGUCGUCGCCAGUCACGGCAUGUUCGCGCUUCGAGGUUUCCCGUUGUGCGAAUGACAUUCUCGCGUCUUGCUGGUGACCAUACACUCGCAGUGUUGCAUCCGCGUGAGUUGUCUUUAUGGGAUACUGAGGCUUUGACUCGUCAGUACCAAAUCACUCUGGACACUACGCGAUCAGCUCUGGAUAUGGACUUAUGUGGUGUUUCUCCCAUUCUUCUAACAAAUGACAAUGUAUUGCGUUAUGCGCCAUCACCUAUCAAAAAUACUCCAAUGCUUGAGAAAGACAUUCCACUUCUACUUAAUCCUAAACGAAUAACUCAGUUAAAAUCUGAUUUUGACUCUUCAUCUAGCGAAGAACCUGCAAUCUGGAAAAUUGCACAACGGAAGGUCCAUCAAGCUCCAGCUCCUGACUCAGUCGACAUAUCCGCUCUCAAGAAUAAAUUGCUUCUGAGCAGAUUUCUUGGUGAUGUAUCGGUUUGCAAUCUAUUAGAAAUAAUCUGCUCAGUCCUUUCUGAAGAAGGGAAUCAGUUGCCUCCUAAUCUCCAACUUUAUUGGCCCAACAAAACUUUUCGGGAGAGAGAGUUGCGAGUUACUUGUGCAGCAUGUAGCGCUGGAAAUAUUGAGGAAAGUCGGCUGGUUGAAAGAGCUGUUGUGGCUGGCGGGAAAGCAAAAGAGCGAGCUGUUGAUCGCCUUAUUGGGUCGAAUGAUUUGCGGCAUGCUAGCAUGAAAGCUGCGUUGCUGGUGUCGAGUCAAGAAAGCGAACAAGCUCGAUCGCUAAUCAAACUGAUUGCAACAAAUCUCAUUGCUUCUGACAUGAUUGAAGAUGGAGUGGAAUUGUUGUUCUUAGUCAAAGCUGGUGCUGAUGCUUGCAAAUAUUUGCAGUCGCAACGUCAAUGGGAUAAAAGUAUUGUCUAUGCUAAAAUGGGUUUGGAAGAUUCUGAGGAUGUGCUCAGCAAAUGGAUCACUUACCUCUCAUUUGACGAAAAAACUCCAUACAUGUACGCUCAAGCUAGCAGAAAGGAAUGGCCAGAGAUAGUGGAAUUAUUGUCAAAUUGUGGACAUGCGGAGCUUGCUCGUAUGAUCUUGCGAGCUUCAACCUCUUCGCCACCCACAUCUUCUAGGGAUGCCAGCUCACCUGGAGCUUCUGGAGACGGUUGAUGGGUGAAUUUGAAAUUUCAGUCUGUGCCAUUAUGGGGUCUUCUCAUUAUAUCCAUAUGUAUCCACCCAAGUGUGGGUUUGGUUGCCUUGUUCUAUCUAUAAUCGUUUUUUUUUCUCUUUCAGUUUUGUGUAUAAUUGAUCUUGUUUUGAGAAGUUGUGAUUUCGCUAUAUGACUUGAUUGUUAGCUGUAACAAAUGGGUUCUUUAUGCUUUCUCUCUCGUCAAAACUCUCCUCAUUGUGAUACGUUAAAGAGUGCAGCUAUAGAAUUAUGAUCACUAGUCAAUGAUGUAUAUAGAUUUUUUAUCUGUAUGUCGCAAUUUUUCUAGUAUUUAUUGUGCAGGGAAUGGAGCCGAAUAAUGUAAUAAAAUUACCGUUACG